AAGUAUUUGUUUUCUAUGUACUUAUAUGCAGUGGACAAACUGCCAAUUAAGUCUAUAACUCACAAUUUCCUAAUAAAAGGGCAUAGUCAAAACGAGGGGGACAAUGUACAUGCAAUGAUUGAGAAGCAGAUUAAGAAAUGUCUGAAGUCUGGACCAAUUUACCACCCGGCUCAAUACAUUUCAUUGAUCAAAACUGCAAAAAAAACUGGGAAUCCGUAUAAAGUCAAUGAACUAAGUCAUGAAGAUUUCUUGGAUUUUAAAGACCUAUGGGCAAACAUUGGAUGUAACUCUACAGUUAAUGUGUCAGGAUGUACUGUUGCAAUGAAUGACAUCAAAAUAAUUAAAGUUGAGAAAGAUUCUCCCUUUAAAAUCAAGUACAAGACAACUUAUGAUGACACAGUUGACUUUCAAGAAAUUUUCAUCCAGCAGAUUGAUAUUGAAGAAAACGAGGAUUUAUUCGGAGACAACAAGAAGAGUCACACUAAGAAGAAAACCAGAAGUUCAAAGAAGAAACAACAGGUUUUUCCUGUGCAUUGUUCAGAUGUUGCUUUAAAAAAAUUAUACGAGCAAAGACUGGGAAUUUCAGUUAACAAGAAAAAAGACUUACAAUACUUACUUGAAAAACAUGUUAUUCCAAGUUGCUAUGCACCAUUUUAUAACUCACUUUAAAUUUUUGCAGUAACGUUUGUGUUUAGCAACAAUGUUAUGUUUGUGUUAAUGAUUUUUAU
This is a messenger RNA of Homalodisca vitripennis (glassy-winged sharpshooter), 728 nucleotides long. RefSeq lists its product as uncharacterized. Bases 16 to 669 code for a protein of 217 amino acids. Lineage: Eukaryota; Metazoa; Arthropoda; Insecta; Hemiptera; Cicadellidae. The record is from RefSeq and is a predicted model, not a curated record. The transcript is spliced from 2 exons.